This is a messenger RNA of Ectocarpus siliculosus, 2097 nucleotides long. NCBI's taxonomy places the organism in Eukaryota, Phaeophyceae, Ectocarpales, Ectocarpaceae. The record is from the annotation of a GenBank genome assembly.
AUGGGGACUCCUUUUCCAUGGCUGCCGAUGCUCGCCCUCGCAAUCGGCCUCGUGAGCCAUUCGUACUCCCUCUCAAGCCUUUUCCCCUACGUGGGGUACAUGGUGCAGCACCUCGGGGUCGCCGACGACAAGGAUGAGGCUGGAUACUACGCCGGCUACCUGGCGUCCGCCUUCAUGGUUGGUCGGUUCGCCACCUCGUACUUCUGGGGCCGCUUCGCAGACCGCUACGGGCGGCUGCCGGUGGUGUACAUCGGACUCAGCUCCAUCGGCGUCCUGUCUUUGGCUUUCGGGCUGUCGACCGCCUUCUGGUGGGCCCUCACUUGCCGGUUUCUCCUGGGAGCGAUGAACGGCCUUAUAGCUAUAUCGAAGUGCAUGAUCUCCGAGAUCUGCGGGAAGCAGCACGAGACAGUUGGUAUGGGCUACAUCACAGGUUGCUGGUCCUUUGGCCUCGUCAUCGGCCCGGCCUUCGGAGGUCUACUGGCCCAACCAGCAACGCACUACCCGAACGUGUUUUCGGAGUCGGGGCUGUUCGGAAGGUACCCUUACCUGCUUCCGAACGUGGUCGGGGCGAGUAUAGCCUUCAGUGGCUUGCCCAUGGUGUUUUUUUUCCUCAAGGAGACCACAAACUUGGGCGACGGCAGGAGUGUAACCGAUACCAGGGCCGGGUUCGAUCCUGUCGCGACAUCAGAACCGAGCCCCCUCCUGGAAACCCAGGAAACGGGGAUGGAAGAGGGGAGGGGGGGGCAACUUGAGUUGACUCCGCUGACGCAGUCGAACUCUCUGGAUGACGUGGACGACGACGACGACGACGACGACGAGCAUCUGGCCGAACUUCUCGGGGAACGUUCUGAGGAAUGCUCCUCGGCAAGGGCUACCGUUUCGACUGCCGCUGGUGGUGAUGGUGGCGGGCACAGAGCCGUCGUGCCUGAUUCGAAGGGUCGUGGAGGUAGUUCUGCUUGGGAGAAAUCGAUUGGCGGCGCAAUCAAUAUCCCUAGCAACGACAGGGUUACGCUUGGAGACGAAAGCGAAACCGCCAGCAAGAAGAUCGAUGUUGAUCGCUACGGCGUUGGCAAUAGCUUUGGGGACGGCGGAAGCAACCGCAACAGCAGCGGCGAUCGAUUUUUGCAGCCUCCGAGGGAGGCACCCAGUGGAGGAGCAUCGCAUUCAUCUCCAGUUGGACGGAGUGAGACACUGGGCUUUGCGGGCAGUACCAAGGGAAGUCCUAGUGGAAGACGAGACCACAUCGGAGACGACUUGGGAAACAGGGUCACCGGAUUCAGCACCGAAGACGGUGGUGACACGAGUUGUGCCGCCGGAGAGAGCCAAACAGCUACUACGCGUAGAAGCGCGGUCUGGCGAGAGUGUCUCGUUCCGGUUAGGCUGCUCGAGGAGAAGCGUGUCCGGGCAAUUCUCUUCGUGUACGGCAUCUACUCGUUUUCGCUUAUUGGCUUCGGAGAGAUUUACCCGCUAUGGGCCCUCAGCACGGUGGCAAGUGGGGGCCUGGAUUGGACUACGAAACAGAUCGGACAGGUCCUUUCGUUGGUGGGAGUGGGGAUGCUGGCCUUCCAGCUUGUGGUGUACCCCUGGCUGUCGAAACGAAUAGGGGUGACGAGGUCGCAGCGCUGGGCGUGCUUCCUUGCGAUCCCGGUGUACGCGUUCUUUCCUUUCCUCUCGCGGUUGCGUGGCUCAGGAGUGCCGCUGGUCGUCGGCUCGAUCGUCCUCAACUUCUUUUCCAACGUCACCGCCACUGCGGUUUUCAUCAACAUCGCUCUGGCGACCAACAACGCGGUUGAACCCUCCCGGCGGGCGACCCUAAACGGACUGUCCAUGACGCUCGGAUCCCUGGCGAAGGCCGCGGGCCCGGCUUUUUUCUCGGCCAUCUUCGCAUGGUCAAUCGACGAUGACGGCCGUCGCCCUUUUCCUCUGGACUACCACCUGGUGUUCUACCUCCUGGCUCUGAGCAUGACUGCCGUGUGCUGGGCGAGCUGGAACGUUAUCAUCGAUGAUCUUCCCCCGGCGACAGGCUCCAAGGCUGCAGCUGCUGCUAUUGCUGCUGAUACUGAUGGGGGUGCUGAAGAUGACCGCUCGGAUUCAUGA